GUGCCGAAGAAAAACACCGCGUCCCUGAGGGCGACAAUUUUUUUUUUUUCCGAUUCGCAUUCGCCAUCAGUCAUAUAAGAAGAAAAAUUGAUGCGGGAGGACAUGAAUUGGAUUCGGGUUUUUGCUAGAAGAGGGUGACAAGUUUUUUUUUCCACUUCCCCGUUCGAUGGCCCCUUGUUUUCCCGAAUUGAACCAUUGAACUCGUGAAUCAAACAUCCGCUGACGGAACAUUCCGACCAUUUUCUGCCCAUUGACGUUGUACUCCAUUGGUUGGCUGGCUCUCUUGGUCAAGUUGUUCUAGGCUACGGACCGGGUAGGCCCCGAAAAUGGACGACGACGGCGAAUACAACGACGGAGACAUAGUCUGGGUAAAGCUCAGCUAUUGUUGGUGGCCCGGCGAAGUGAAGGCAGGCGAUCACCAGACCGAGGAGCUACUUUCCACGCUGAAGCGCCGCCCAUUGGCUGUCGUUAAGUUUUUCGAGGAAGACUCAUAUGAAUAUGUCAAGAACACUAACUUUAUCUAUAAAUACAACUGCAGUAGGAAACACGAAUUUCUCAGAAAGGGUUUAGAACAAUAUCGUGCAAAAAAUAAACACAUGGAAAAGUUUCCGGCGGACGUAAUGCAUGCCGAGCGUGCGACCGGAGGCGAUCCCAACAUUGUCAACUCGAAGGACUUUCUGCCGCAGAAGCGAGAAAGCUAUGCAGACAUUUUUGGCGAUAAGAGCAAAGGAAGAGCUUCUUCGGGGAAGAAUGCCAACAAGAAAGUUGUUUCACCCAGUAAAGUUAUUCCAGUAAUUCCGGUAAAGAAGCAUGAGGUCAGGAUACUGGGACAGGCUUCUUCAUCAACGGGUCUGACCGCAGGUAGUAGAAGUUUUUCGUCUUCUCUGACUUCUGCCUCGUCACUCUCGUCAACGCCGAGGUCUGUCGUGAACACAUCGUCGCAGAACUUAUCGUUGGACGCCACAGCCGUCAGUAGCAGUAGUCUUGCCUCUCCGGCUCAGAUCUACCAUUGCCACAAAUGUGGCAUGGAAAGUGGCCGGCAAAAUGUGAUAGUGCUCCAUACCAGGUAUUGUCGCGCUGUACCGAUGAGUAUUCCUUCGGUAAAAGUUGCAAAACCAAUUCCAAUAACUCCGGAGAAAGUUGAACCGGACACGACUCUGAAGAUUGUGGAGUCCCCUAGGAAAUUAGUCGCGUCAACUCCCAAAACGGAAAUCGAGGAAAAGAUCGACAAAAUCGCCGAGGAGGAUGAGUUGGUGGAAGUGAUUCAAGUGGUUGAGCCUGUGAAACCAACGCGUAGCGGUCGCACACCAAGAGCAGCAGCACCAGCUGCCAAAUCUACCCCGAAAAUUGACCGUCGAAGGAACCGAGGAAAAGGCCGGGCUGCGGCAGUUCCAGAAAGCGAAGAGAAAGUGGAGGUCUUCAUGGAAGUUGCGGACGAUAAGGAGGAGUCAAUGAAGGUCGAGGAUAAGGUAGAGGAGAAGGAGAUUGAAGUCGAGAAAACGGAUGAAUCCGUUGAUAAAGACGAUUCGAAGGAUUCCAAGGGAAAACUGGAACUCAAGAACGAACUCCUAGCGGAUUGGAGUGAAGAUGAGCAGGAUGAUCAGGAAGAUUCAGCAAAAGAGGACGAGGCAGUUAAAAAUGAAGAACAAGUUAGUGACUCUAAAACGGAAAAUGCAGCAUCAAACUCACUUGAUGCAAGUUUGGAGAAAUCGGUUGACUGUUCGCCACAAUUGGCAUCCCCAGUGUCAUCAGGAACAACUAUUAAGUAUCGUAAUAUUCCCAAGAAGCAGAAGCGAGAGUUCAUCGAAGUUACGAAUGAUCAGCCAGCUGCACCAGUGACAAGUACAGUAGAGAAAUCGUCUAGCGAGAGCAGUAUCAGUACGACAGCGGCAACCUGCGGCGGAGAUACUACUUUAAAUACCUCGGACAAAACCCCGACCUCCAACGAAAGUUUCUUGGAGCGACCCAUAAGUGCGAAACAACGCAUUCUUGACAGGGCAACUCGCGGUUCCAGCAAAUCCAUUAGUAGUGACGAAACGAAGCAGGAAUCGCCAGUCAAGGCAGCGACGCAAGAAUCUCAGCCGGCAACGGAUGACGACUCGAAGAAGGAAACAUCUUGUUUCGACUUUAAGGAAGAUGAGGAUGAAGAGGUUGUGCUGAACAAGUCUCCUAGAAGGUCCCUCUCCAACAGGCGUGACACUUCCCUGGAGGUGAGCACCGGUGUCGUAGAUUCGGUCAAGGAACAAGAGGAAUUGGAGCGAGCUAAGAGGGAUGUCGAGUUGAAGAACAAAGUAGAAUCUUUGCUUUGCGAGACUAGCCUACCAAGCUUGCCAGAAAUUCCGAAAAUUCCAAAGGCUCCUUCACCCGGGCCAUCAUCGUCUACGGAGACAACGUCUCAGCUCAAGGAAGAGAUCGAUCGGAAUCGCACCUUACCACCGAAGGAACGUGGUAAGCGCAUAUUCAAGACGCGCAACAAGAUCAUUGAAAACGAAGCUAUUGCACUCGAGCAGUCAAAGGCUAUCGUGAUGGAUUUCGUGAAAAAAUCUCACGAAGAAGAGCUAGCAGAGCUUCUAGAGCAGCAAAAAGCUGAGGCCAAGCUCAGUUCGGAGUCUCCCACGACUACUAAUGAUGACUCACAGGAAUCUGUGCUGUCCAAUGAGCCUACGCGGUUUGAAAACUCCGAAUUCGCCGCGAUAAAAUCCAAGCGAACGAAGAUCUCACAAGCAGAGAAUGUGUUGGCAUUGACUAACCUUGCUCAGGAACCUUCAGUCAGCUCUACUAACGAAGCGAAGGAUACGGCAACGGAGCCCAUGACAGUGUCGAUAAGUAAGGAGCAGCUAGCUUUGGAAGCGCUGACUGCCACUGCUACACCUACACCGAAAGGACGAAAGGGUAAACAGAGGAAAUCCGCUACUCCGAUUAUCGAAAAGACAGUCGAGACAAUUGUAGAAUCGGAAGCACGGGUCGAAGAUGCUACUCCCAAGGGCCGGAAGAAGAGGGGCGUUGAGAAACAGGCCUCUGAGAUGGUAGUGCUUGACGUGUCUAGUUCUGCUAAGCAUGAGGUAGAGAAGGCGGUUGAGAUAUCUCAACCGGAACCAGAAUCACACGUCAAAGAAACGACCUCUAAGGGAAGGAAGAAGCGAGGCGUUGAGCAACAGAGCUCUGAAACGACUGUGCUUGACGUGUCUAGUUCUGCUACUCCUGAGGUAGAGAAGGCGGUUGAGGUGCCAGAACCGGAGCCAGAACCACGCAUAAAAGAAACGACCUCUAAGGGUAGGAAGAAGCGCGGCGUUGAGCAACAGGCCUCUGAGACACCUGUGCUUCAUGUGUCUAGUUCUGCUAUGUCUGAAGUGGGAAAAGCGGUUGAGAUCCCAGACCCGGAACCAGAGUCACGCGUCAAAGAAACGACCUCUAAGGGUAGAAAGCAGCGUACCACCGAGCCUCCAAGCUCAGAACUGACAAGUAACGAUGCUGAGGCUGGACAAUCAGUAGAAAAGACGCCACCACCGGAAACACCUGCUGUUGAAACGGUUGUACCCAAAGGACGGAAGAAACGAGGUACUGAGCUACAAAACUUAGAAGUCUCAUCGCCACUGCCCAAAUCUCAUCGGGUUGCUACUGUGGUUAUCGAAAAAAUGGUCGAAGAAACGCCAGAGCCCGAGUCACAAUCGCACGUUGCUGAAACAUCGCUCAAGAGUCAUAAGAAGAGAAGUGGCGGCGAGGUUCAAAGCUCAGAUGUGGUACCAGAAGUUGACACGACUAAAGCUGACGAACCGGUCGUAGAGACUGUAGAACCGGAAGUAGUACCGAGCGUAGAAGUUACGCCACCCAAGGGAAGAAAGAAGCGAAGCAGCGAACUCCAAAAUCUAGAACUGAUGGCGUCUGACACGCUUCGAGUGGUGAUUGAGACGCCACUGAAAAUAAGCCCGGAACCGGAAUAUCAGCCACCAAUUGAAGAGGCAACACCCAAGGGCCGAAGGAAGCGCGGUGGAGACAUUCAAGACGCUGAAUCGGUGACCAUUGAGGUGCCUGCAUCAACUACUCCUGAAGUUGAAAAAGCUCCGGAAGUCCCAGAACCGGAAACGCCACUGCCGAAGGGAAGAAGGAAGCGCGGAGGUGAAGUGCAGAAUCUAGAUUUGGUGGCGCAAGAUACGCUUCGCGUGGUGAUCACCAAAUCCGAUGAGGGAAUUGCGGAACCACUACCCGAAGCGGAAGUCGCAGAUGUCACCGUCAAGGGUCGAAAGAAGCGAGGUGUUGAGCUUCAUAAAGUGGAAGAACCAGUUGAAAAAACGUUAGAAGUUCCAACCCAGGAAUCAGUUUCGAGUCAUUCAGUUGUGUCCCCUAAGGGUAGGAAGAAAAGAGGCUAUACUCAUCUCCCAGACGUAGUCACUCAAGAAACUUCAAUUUCUGCAGCGGAAGUAGUUGAAAAGCCAGUUGAAACAGUUCCAGAGUUAGAGCCAGAACAGCCAGCCCAAGUUGUAGACACCCCACUCAAAGGUCGAAAGAAGAGAGGCAAUGAGGUGCAGAUUUCAGAUCCUAUUGUGACUGAGAAACUAGUCGUUGAAGCCCCAGAGCCAAGCGCCGAAGUUGCUCAGGACAAGACGAAGGAAAAUGAAGAGCCCCAGUCGGCUGACAAACCGAUCGUCGAAACACCUCCCGCUGAAUUGACAUCCGAGAAGCAGAUCGAAGAUUCUCAUGAACCACAAGCUGAAUUACAACACGAAGAUCCAUCUCCUAAGGGACGAAAGAAGAGAGGUGGAGAGCUCCAAAAGCUCGACCUGACGGCCUUGGAUACACCUCGGUCACGUAGAGGCAGAGGCGCCAAGGUCGAAGAACCCACAGUAGUACAUGAAGAACCGGAACAGUUGAAAGAAGAGCAGCGUGUUGAAUCACCAACUUUCCCAGAGAAACACCUUAAGUUGAAGCGAGCCAAAAAAGACGUGGAAGUAACGGAUGAAAAUGUUUCCAAAACUCAUCAUGUGGAAGAGGUUCCAAAACCGGACACUCUUCCUCACCCUGUGGAUGAACCAAAGGAAGAACCCAAACCGACAAAAUCGAAACGAUCCAAGCAGCUUCAGCAGAGGUUGGCUGAUUCGACAGCCGAAGAUAUUCCGGUGGCUUCUGAGCCACCAGUUCCUACUAACGAAAAAGUCGAACCUGCUAUUCCGGAGCAAUCCGAACCGACGCCUGUCGUUAAACAUCAACCCAUUAAGAUGAUCAUCAAAUCCCGAGGCAGAAAAUCCAAUUCAGAGCUGCUCUAUGAGCCAAAUGUUGUAUCUGCAGAACCGAAAGAGGACGAAGUCAAAGAAAAACUCCCAAAAUCGCCUAAGAGUUCCAAGAGGAAAAAGGCAUCGGUUGAAGAGUCUGUGGAUGUUCCACCACCACCUGUUAGUACUCCAUCGUUUGAUACGAUUGUUGAAAGUAAGAGUUCAUCCAAAUCUCCCAAGCAUAAGCGACCCAAAAUUGUCGAGGAACCUCCCAAACCAACGGAAGAUUUCAAAGUUUGUGAGGAUAAGCCACAGGAUCGCGUGCCAAGUGGUCCAUCUGACACUGAUCUUCAAAUAGCGGAGGCCCUUAUCCAUUUACCGAACGUAACUCCUCCAAAACACGUCGAGGGCGACCAAGAGAUGGCAGAAACGAAACCAAACAGCAGCUCACCUGUGCUGACUGCAAAAACAAUCAAUCCUAGAAAGAGACAUCUGCAAACACUGAUGAGUAGUCCUGAACUGACGGAACAACCCAAGCCCCCGAAGCAGGAGGAAACCGUAACCAUUCCAGAAAAAAAGAAACGCGAAACUGUGCCGGUUGUUAAUGUGGCAGCCGCAGAAGAACCGACUGCAACUGACAAGAUCGGCUCCUCGCAGAUGGAUGAAGAUAAGUUUGACAUCGACAACAUCCCCAUCGUAAUGGACGACAGCGAACUGCUAGAGGAGUCGACCAUUUCGACAACGACAUCUAAUCAAAAGCCAAUCGAAGAGACUUCCCCUCAAAUGCCAGCAACAAAACCCAUGUUGAAAAAGAUGAUGAUUGUGAAGAGUAGUAACGGGUCCCCGAAAAUAAUCGUUCCGAAGGAGUCCCGAGACACGGUUCAACCUGUGCCGAAAAAGAAUCUGGGCAUCAAAUCUUCCACUAUUACCAUCAAACCUCCGGUAGAUCAAUUAUCUCCGAAGCCAACCCACUCGCCAGCUCAUUCACCACCGAUCCGAGGAACGCAACUCGUACAGGCCAAUAGCGUAGGUCAGAUUGUGAUCACCAGCAAAGGGACCGUCUUCACGACCCAAUCGCCCACAACCUCAACAACCAAAUCCAGUCGAAGUGGCUCCCCUAAAACCCACGUAACGCCGGCCAAAGCUGGAAGCAUCGUCUCUUCAGUAAACAGCGUGAGCACCAUCAGUAGUUCAACUUCCAAAUCUUCUCCACCUCCUGCAUCGCUUACCGUUCAUCGAACCGUUGUUGAACCACCCGUCAAAUCUCCCCCUGCCAAGAUUUGUGUGCAGUCCCAGGAAAUCAUAUAUCCUCCGACCAAGUCGCGGCCAUCAACGACAAAGCCACAACAUGACACAUCAUCAUCCGCAGCGAGCCAGAAAAAGACUUCAUCCAGUAGCACAUCUCCGCCAAAGAAAGUUCUCAUCAAAAAACACACCGAUGCCCAUUCUCCUACAAGUAGUGGCAAACCUCUUUUCUCGACCUCCAAGGGAAAUCCCAUUACUCCGCAACCGGCCACUUCCUCGGCAGUAAGUCCCGGCAAGAAAGCUCACAAAGUGAUCAAGAUUUCUCCCCAGAAACUCAAAGAGUUCACCCGGCUGGGAAUGGUGGAAGACAAAGGACAGGGUAAGGUACUCACUGCCAGUGGCAUGAAGAAAUUCCGCCAGGAACAGUAUCAACUGCAGAAGCAACAAAGAUCAAGGCCUGAGGAGCCCAAGAAACUACCAAGGGCAGAUUCCGUCGAUGAAGAACCAUCCACAUCUACCCCAACGCCUCCUCCACCGAGCGAAGCCCCGGCGGAAGUUGUAGUGGCUGCCGCAGCUGAUUCUUCAGUAAAAGAGAUUCAACCCAUUCCGGCCGACACGGAGGAACUCACCGAAGUCGGUCUCGCUACGACGUCUACCGAGUCCAUGGAGACAUCACCAUCAACAGCAGAAGUAGCCGUGUUGCCGGAACCAUCAUCUACCGAGGAAAACGAAGCAGACGCAGCCGUGAAAGAACCGGAAGCUGAGAGCACGGAAGCCGAAGUACCUUCGCCACCGGUUGAGGCUCUCGAGUCAGUUGAGUGUGCCCCGGUUGCAGCGGUAGAAGUUGCAGCCGAAGCGUCCGAGUCCGGUUCCAACGUGCAGGAAUCCUCCCAGUUGAUUGCCGUUCCUGCGGAAAAUUUCGGCGGACCGUCCAAUCUGUUCUACCUUUGCUCAGUGCGCGAGGAGGGCUUCGUCCCGGUUAACAACGAGCUGCUCUACUUGGAUUCAUCCAAUCAACUGGUGGCACUUCCGGAGAAUGCCUCCGUCGAGGACAUUGUGAAUCAGGCUGAAGUGUUGGAAAUUCCGACGGGCGGUGAUCAAGCAACGGUGGUCACGGCAACGGCGGCCGUCGAUGCCGAGGGAGGCAUCGAGGUUGGACAGCAGAACAUUUUGCUGAAUACUCAGGACGGCCAGCAGAUCAUACUGGAUCAGCAAAGUUUGAUGGCACUGGCAGCUGGAGGUGAUACGUCCCAACUACUUACUCCCGAUGGGCAGCAGAUUCUUCUACAGGGUUCGGCGCAAGAGCUGCUGGCAGCGCUUGCCGUGAGUCAAUCUGGCCUUGGAAUCGUGGCUGCCGAAGGAACCCAGAUAAUUGUUGCACCCGAAUCGUUGAUCGAUUUGCAAGAUCCCCCGCUGCCGAGUGAAAUCAUCCAGGUGAACCCGAACACAACCGUUGAAACGAAUGCCGUGCUCACGAAACCACCGAUCAUGUCUGCCGUGGAAGUGCCCACCAAAAACGGAGCCGAGCCUUCGGUAUGCUCUCCGGAGCAGAAACCGCUGGAAGCCGCCCCAUCGAAUCUCGACGAAAGCCUAGCCGCCGUCAUCGGUGUUCCGGGCAAUCCGAAUGUUCCGACGUCGUUGGAGCUGCCAAUCACCGUUACGAAUCCGGUGAUAGCCAAAACGACCACCAGUAAGAUCAAUCCAAUCUAUCCACCAACGACGGCCAUCUCGGCUAUCGCUCUAGAUGCAGCAACGGCGGCGGCGGCCGGAACGGUCAUCGGUCUUCCAACGGUAGCACAAACAGGUACAGAUAGCUCACACGAUGAAACACACGAGACUAGUUCUAGCGAUGACACAAACCGUAACAAAGACGACGAUGACGACCAUCCGCUCCAAGAGACAAAGUCGGAAAAGUUAAACGGUCGUAAAAGUAUUGAUGAAGAUGAUGAGGAAAAUCGCGAUUCAAACGCGGAGAACGAUAUCGACGAGAUUAUUCCCAACACCCCAGAAUCUCAGAUGAAUAGUCAUGCCGAGAUAUCGUCUCAGUUUAGUGACGAUGAGUCCGAGGUCCCCGUGCCUAUCCCUAACGUAGAUGUAGACGAUGAAGAUGACAAUGUUUCUAACUGUAGCGAGAUCAUUCCCAUACAACCUAACGUUGUAAUCCUAAGGAACGUGAACAAUGAACUAUUGAACAACAAUGACAAUGACAACAGUAGUGAUAUGGAAAUAGACAACCCAGAACCGACUUCCGGCAAUGAGGAAAACAAUCCCAAUCAAUCGUCAUACUCGGACGGAGCCAACAAUAGCACCUUAGUUGAGAGAUAAUAUCUAGCAGGCACUAGCAGGGAACCGUUUGUAGAUUUUUCCUCGUUAGCACAGGCUGACUUACGCGGCGGCGGUCACUUCGAUCCGACGUCGACCGUAGAGUUGCACUUUGUCACUCCGCCGCCGGUUCUUCCCGGACAGUCUCCUCGAUCCAUGAUUUUGACCGCAGUCAGCAGUCAGGUUGAUAGUAGUUGUUGCCCGCACGAUUCAUUCUCAUCUUCCUCAUCAUCACCAUCACUUUUGUUGAACAGCAACAACACCACCGUCGCGAUGAUCAACGACAGCCAAUCUCAAAAUACCGCCGGAAACAGCGGCACCGAUAGCAACCGAAACAGCAACACCAUUUUCACAUCGUCAUCGUCGGAGCAUCUGUUUUUCUAGACAGCGUCGUACGAGCGGAGAGAGUCACCCAUAGACUCUCUGGCGGCCAUCAAAUCCAUCUGGGAUUGAACAACCAACAUGGGAAGGAAGCGGUCGUUCGAAUCUGAGCUUCCCUCUCUAUCUAUACUGUUACAACUUUCUCUCAACCUUCGGCUGGGUUCCAUUGAAUGGGCCAACGUGGCGACCUACUACUACUAUUAAUUGUUGGCUGCAAGCAUUAAGAAGCCAAUUGUACAUACACCCGGAAUACUUUUAAAUUGCAUAUAGCUCUUACUAGUGGAUAGAUAUGUAGAUGGCUUGUUAGUUGAUAUUACAAUGAUUAUCAUGCUACAUUUUUAUACAGCUUUUUUGCAACUGUAACUUUAUGUCCCACUUUUUUAUGUUUAUUGUGCAUGUGUUUAGUCACUUCUUACAUUAGGUGAAAUUAGCUAAACUUUAUAUUGCGACAAUGAUCGGCUCGCUUGAAUAGAAUCGUUUAUUUAUACCAUCAUUGUGCGACAACAGGAUUUUUAUUUUUUUACACGUAUACAUUAUUUUUUCUUUUGGCAGUUGAAGGCAUUUGGUAAUAUAAUGAUCGAUCUUUGUUAAGGGGGCUCCGAUGCCUGUUGCUAUAGAUAGAAGUGAUUCAGAGAACAAUCGUGAGAUUUGGGACAGCCUUUGUUAGAUUCUAAACAGCGACGAAAUUAAGUAGCUAUGGUAAGCAGUAAAGUGACUCACAUGAAGACAGGUCCCCUAAGGGGUUGUAAAUCCCUCGUAGAGUUAAAUUGAGUGUGUACUUUUACCUUUAUCGUUUCACAUGAUUCUAGUUGACACGCUUUUGCCAUUGAACUUGCUUUUUUGCUGCUGUCUAGAAGUUGCACAUUUCCCAAGCAUCGUAUAAUCCACCAGCGUGCACACAGAAGGGCAAUCUCCAUUUGCUAUCCUUCACUAUUCAAACCUUAAAAUAUAAGCCAGUGCUAGCGCUAGGCCUUUAGUCAAUAGGAGACAUGUUCUUGUUCGAACAUUGUUGUAUAAAUAAAUAUGUAUAACCGAAACGAAACAUGAUGCGAGCGAUUCACGGCUUGUGAUUAGGUAGAGAUGGCUUCAUUAAGGACGAUAACUGCGAAGGAAGGGUCAUUCAUAGUCAAUGGCACCACCCCCACUUGGAGAGAGAAAAGUUGAUGAUGGAAAUGGAAUAAGUCAUUCGGAAGUAACGUUUUCUUCUUGUCUAUUGUAUUGAUAAUAAUUAUGCAAUACGAAUACACGUACACAUAAACUCUUAAAUGAUUACUGAUAUGUAUUUUAAGCGUACUAAUAGUAAUAAUUAUUGUAAGUAUAAUAAAUGUUUAGCGAAUAUAAUGAAUCAAAUGUAA
This is a messenger RNA of Aedes aegypti (yellow fever mosquito), 10510 nucleotides long. RefSeq names its product titin. The transcript has 9 exons. NCBI's taxonomy places the organism in Eukaryota, Metazoa, Arthropoda, Insecta, Diptera, Culicidae. The record is from RefSeq and is a predicted model, not a curated record. The coding region runs from base 327 to 8777 and encodes 2816 amino acids.